Molecule: messenger RNA, 2082 nt
Organism: Aspergillus uvarum CBS 121591
Lineage: Eukaryota; Fungi; Ascomycota; Eurotiomycetes; Eurotiales; Aspergillaceae
Product: Zn(II)2Cys6 transcription factor
Exons: 2
Coding region: 1-2082 (693 amino acids)
Biological process (GO): regulation of DNA-templated transcription; DNA-templated transcription
Molecular function (GO): DNA-binding transcription factor activity, RNA polymerase II-specific; zinc ion binding; DNA binding
Source: RefSeq, a predicted model, not a curated record
AUGGUGGACACAAGGGACCCUAGCAGACAGCCGACCAGAUCGCGCAUGCGAGCAGGAAAGGCAUGUACGCGCUGCCAUGAGAAACGGAUCAAGUGUGACGCCAUGCAACACAUGCCAUGCACUCGCUGCGUGCGAGAUCGCCACGCGGAUUGUGUGCUCCGGGAGACGAAACGUGGGACGUAUACCCGGAGUGCCCUGCGUCAGAAAAGAGUGCGCAUACCACUUGCGCCUGGGUCUGAUGUUGCGGCACCUUUCCCAACAGGUUCAUCUGCUCCGAACUUAGGUUCACGAACCAUCGACCAUGCCCAUCCUCAGACCGGCUUUGGAACCUCCAGUUCACAGGUUCGGUCUCAGGAAGGCCCGCGAGCGAGUGAGCCUGCGCCUACCCAUGUUGCAGCGGAGGCUCCAGGCGACGGCUCCUCCUACCAUCAAAUCUCGUGGUCCGCGAUGUUCGACCAUUUCUUGAACAACCGCGAAAACGGACAAGACUGGAUUGACAAGUGCUCGAUCACUUACCUCGGAGAGUCCUUUCCCCUGUCUAUCGUCUUGGGUGGCUCCAAGGGCGACAGCCGACCGAGACUACACCAUCUAGGCCCGCCUUUGCCUACGGCCCUAGGAAAUACACCCUUCCAGUCCCAGCCCACAAAUAUGUUAUCAGAGGACCUCGAGUAUCUCCGUGCCAAGGGAGUGUUCAACCCGCCGGAAAAGGCACAUCUGAAUGCCCUCAUCUCGAUCUUCUUGGAUCACGUCUACCCGCUCUAUCCGAUUGUCAAUCGCCAGGAAUUCAUCCAACAGUACAAGAACGAGCAACUAUCGUUAAUUCUCACCUAUGCUAUCAGCUUUAUUGCAGUAACAUUCGCUCCUGAGUCCGCCCUGAGCCUUCUAGGCUUUCAGACCCGGCCUGAGGCCCGUUUAUUCUUCUACAAGAAGGCCAAAGCGCUCUUCGACAUGGGAUAUGAAACGAAUAAAAUCACUCUCCUCCAAAGCACAUUUCUCCUAUCGUUCUACGGCGGCGGGCCAAACACCUACUGGAACUUUUACUCCUGGAUCAGCACGGCUGUGACAAUUGCCGAAGGCAUAGGAAUCCACCGCUCGACCAUGGCAGUACCCAACAUGCAACCGCAAGACAAAAGCCUAAUGCGACGAUUAUGGUGGGCCCUGGUGGUUCGCGACAGCAUAUGCGGCACGUUGGUCGGGCGUCCGUUCCGCAUUGACUUGGACCAGGCCGAUGCAGAUAUGUUGACGAUCGAGGAUUUCGCGCACGAUGCCGCAGCCCCUGACUUCCUGGAGGACCCUGCGACUCACCGAUAUGCGCAGCACCAAAUCGAGACCGCGAAGCUGUCCCAGAUCAUGCGUGAGAUCAUCAUCAGCCGGUUCUACCCCGGAAGACGGCCCGUGAUGUCCGACGAGCUCGUUGAAAGACUGGACCGGUGGAAAGCAGAUCUGGUUCCGACAUUGACCUGGGAUGCCGAGGUGCCGGAUCCCUCGAACCCGUUCUCCACGGCCCUGUCCGUCCAAUACCACCACCACCUGAUCUUGAUUUAUCUCGGGCACAGACGCGGCGAGGAGACGUGUCGCCGCGAUGAGCGUGAGGUCGACGAGAUCAUCGACACCGCCGCACAUCAUAUUUCCACCGUGGUGUGCAUGCUCGUGACGCGAUCGGCCGUGCUCAGCGUGCCCCAUGAGCUAUACCACGGGAUCUUCCUCGCGCAGGCGGCGUUCUAUGAGCGGAUGCGGAGUUCGAAUAAACUGGUCGCGCGGCUUGGUCGGUCGGCGCAUAACUCCUGCCAGAUGGUUUUGAAGGCAAUCAGUGAAUUCUGGGAUUGCGGGACGUUUAUCAUGCGGCUGUUUGAUAAUUUGUCGAGUCGCUGUUUGGAGCAGCAGUCGCGGACUACCGAGAGUGGGCAGGAGAGCCGUGCUGUGGGGGCUGCUGAGGCUUCUGAUGUAGGUGGCACUGUGAACGCUGCGAAUGAGGCGGGCAUUUUCAAUUUCAAUGGUUCGCUGGGGGAUGAUUGUUGGCAAUGGAACCCGAUGCUGGAGAGUCUGUUCGAUUUACCACCGGAGCUUUUUUUGGCUGACUAG